Messenger RNA from Chionomys nivalis (European snow vole), 8516 nucleotides. RefSeq names its product DnaJ heat shock protein family (Hsp40) member B14 (gene Dnajb14). Gene Ontology annotation, cellular component: endoplasmic reticulum membrane. The record is from RefSeq and is a predicted model, not a curated record. The coding region runs from base 165 to 1304 and encodes 379 amino acids. The transcript has 8 exons. NCBI's taxonomy places the organism in Eukaryota, Metazoa, Chordata, Mammalia, Rodentia, Cricetidae. Gene Ontology annotation, molecular function: Hsp70 protein binding. Gene Ontology annotation, biological process: cellular response to misfolded protein.
AGGAGGCGGAGCUGCGAGGCCGCCCGUCCCCGGGCCGCCGCCGCCGCCGCGGUGCCCGCUCCUCCCCGCGCCGUGCCGCGCCCCGCCCGCCCGGCCGCCUCGCCUCCUCCGCGGCGGGCCCCCCUCGCAGCUGCGCGGCCGCCGACACCGAGGAGGCGCGAGCCAUGGAGGGCAACCGCGACGAGGCGGAGAAAUGCGUGCAGAUCGCUCGCGAGGCCCUGAGCGCCGGCAACCGCGACAAGGCCCAGCGCUUCCUGCAGAAGGCCGAGAAGCUGUACCCGCUGCCGGCCGCGCGCGCAUUAUUGGAAAUAAUUAUGAAAAAUGGAAGCACCGCUGGAAACAGCACACAUUGCCGAAAACCUCCAGGGGGUGGGGACCAGAGCAAGCCUACCUGCACAAAGGACGGCACCCCGAGUAGUGGUGAAGGAGGAAAAGUCUACACCAAAGACCAAGUAGACGGAGUUCUCAGCAUAAACAAAUGUAAAAAUUAUUAUGAAGUUCUGGGAGUUACAAAAGAUGCUGGUGAUGAAGAUUUGAAAAAAGCUUAUAGGAAGCUUGCUUUGAAGUUUCAUCCUGACAAAAACCACGCCCCUGGAGCCACGGAUGCUUUUAAAAAGAUUGGAAAUGCUUAUGCGGUUUUAAGCAAUCCAGAGAAACGAAAACAGUAUGACCUCACGGGCAGCGAAGACCAAGCUUGUAAUCACCAAAACAACGGCAGGUUCAAUUUCCACCGAGGCUGUGAAGCCGACAUAACUCCGGAGGACCUGUUCAAUAUCUUUUUUGGAGGUGGAUUUCCUUCAGGUAGUGUACAUUCAUUUUCAAAUGGCCGGGCUGCUUACAGCCACCAACAUCAACACCGACACAGUGGCCACGAAAGAGAAGAAGAAAGAGCAGAUGGAGGGUUCUCUGUGUUCAUCCAGCUGAUGCCCAUUAUUGUGCUGAUCCUAGUGUCCUUGUUAAGCCAGUUGAUGGUCUCCAAUCCUCCUUAUUCCUUAUAUCCCAGAUCUGGAUCAGGACAAACUAUUAAAAUGCAGACAGAAAACUUGGGUGUUGUUUAUUACGUCAGUAAGGACUUUAAAAGCGAAUACAAAGGAGCACUAUUACAAAAGGUAGAAAAGAGCGUGGAGGAAGAUUAUGUGACGAAUAUUCGAAAUAACUGUUGGAAAGAAAGACAGCAGAAAACAGAUAUGCAGUAUGCUGCUAAAGUGUACCGUGAUGAGCGGCUGCGGAGGAAGGCGGAUGCUCUAAGCAUGGACAACUGCAAAGAGCUGGAGCGGCUGACCAGUCUUUAUAAGGGGGGAUAAGCAGGAAGUCCCGCCUACUCCUUCCCAUGUACUCUGUCUUUUCUGUACAUUUCAUUUCGCCGUGAAGCCGAAGAAGACUUGAUUACAGACUAAGCUGAGGAGUUGACUCCUGAGAUCUUGAACUGUUGAUGGCCUACUGGCGCAUUCAGUAGUAAGAGCGGAGAACUAAAUACUUUAGUAUGCUUCUGCACUUACUUUCCCUCUGAAAUCUUACAUGAUUCCUUACGAUGUCUGGAGAGGAUUAUCACACCUGUAGCAAUUGCCAGUUUUAGUGAUUCUCCAUUAUUCCUUUGCCAUGUAAAUAAUUUUAGAAUCAUUUUGUGUAUAUAUGAAUGCUUGCCUUUUAUUUAAAUUAUUUUAGAGUUUAGCUCCAUGAGGCGCUCUGUUUAGGCUGAUGGAAUGAAUGUUUAUGACACAGUACCAUUUUCCAUUAGGUAUUUGGGUGUGUGGAGUUUAAACAAUGAAACUUUUUCAAAAAGAAAAGACAAAACUUUAUGUAAAAGCUUAUAACAGUGUAGAAGGAAUUGACAUUUUUAAUAUUGUUCUUAUAUUCCAGAAUAUGUAAUGAGAUAAAUGAGCUGGUAUAUACUAUCAGUAUGCUCUUUAGUUUUAUGAAUUGCUAAGCCAUACAUAGGAACAAAAUGCUAUAAGAUAGAUUUUAAAGAAAAUAUGGUGACAAAUAUUAUGCUAAAUGAGUUUUCAGUGGUAAGUUGCAGUUAUGCCAUUCACAAUUCCGGUAAUUAAAAGUUAGCCCCAAAUGUUCAUUUAUGUAUUUUUCAAGGCUACUGAAGCUUAUGAAGCAAAAGAUGAACUUUCUUCCCAUGGAAAUUCAAUUUCAUGGAUAUAACUGAAGCAGGACCCCCAAAGCAAAUGGAUUCUUCUACAAAUACGUAAUAAGAACAAAAUGACCACUAACACCCAGCUACGUGCCUUUCCAGCUGCCGCUGACUUAUCUGACAGAGCACGAUCUCUUGGGCCACACACGGCCCUGAGCAGAGGUAGAGCAGCAGCUGGAGCUGUGAUUGACAGCAAGACCUCAUCUGAGCAUUCUGAGCUGAGCUCACUUGCCCCCAGACAAUUCAUCAGAUCUUUAGACUCAGCUUCUUGUAACUCAAUCUGUAAUACACGGUGGGAAAGCACAGCUGGGACUUGAAGUUUUGGUGCUUUCUGGGUUUGAAAUGAUUUCUGGUCUUCUAUGUUUAACGAUAGUGAUGGCUUCAUGGUUUCGCUUCAUACAGUUAAGGAAUUACAAACAUAGUUUUGGUAGUUUGUUGUCCUGUCCCAUACCCCCCUUCCGCAAUCCCUUGCUCAAGAACGAGCAUGUUAGGUAGAGAGACUUUGUGGUUUUGCUUACGGAUUCUUUUCUAAAUAUUGCUGUUUUGUCAUCUGUUGGCUUGUCUUGAAAACAGUCUCUUGUGUUCUGUUGUCAGAGUCUCCAGUAGAAAGAUCUGAUUAUAAUUACACACAUGGUUUUAGGUGUCUGGACAGCCCCACCAUGCCUAGAAAUGGGACCUGUAACAAGAGGAGUGCCACAAAGAAAAGGUUCCUCCUGAAGUUCUCACACCAUACAUUUAAUAUAAAACUAUUACAGCGCUGCAUGUCUAGUCAUCCUUCGUAAGAACCUUUUCCUCACCAUCAUCCAUAUUUCUGUCACUCUCUAAAGUAGAAUCUUGACUUUUCUAGCUUCUGAGGAACACCUUCAAAGGACCAUGUACCACAGUGGCUGCCUCUACCUCCUCAGUAUGUGUCUGUCCAUGGGUUCUUCUCCAUGCUCUCACGAAGGCCGAGGGCUUGACGUAGGAAUCACUGCUCUUUGCUUGUAAUAAACUGGGGUUGAGUUUUACACUAAUGUCACAUUCACAAUUCCAGGGCACUCUGGGCCUUGUUCUCAGAGCCUUCCAAGUUCUGUUCUGCUUCCUUCAGCAAACUUCCUGUCUGACGAUUAGCCUGAAUUAGAGUUGUUUAGUUCAUGUGAAUGGUUUCCUAAAGUUGCAUGCCUCUAAACAUAGCUGUUUGUAUUUUUCUACUCCUUUUUCAUACAAAUCUUCUUCAGCUCUUAUUUCAGCGUUCAGUUUGCAGACUUCUGAAUUGCAUCAAACCGUUAUUAUUCCUUUAAUUUCUUUGUAUUUCCAUCAGCUGUUGAUCUUGUUCUCUGGAAUAAGAUGAUAAGACUUAGUGCUUCUCUUCCCAGAGUCCUCUGGUCCUUGAGGAGGCUGCCAAGCUGCUUUUGUGAUGCUUUUUGUGCUUGCUCAUUGCAUCACUUUCUUUCUGUAUUUCGAGUCUCACCACAUAGCUCUGGCUGGUUGGAGCUCUGAGUGUAGACCAGGCUGGUCUGGAACUCACAGAGAUUGGCCCAUGCCCCACCCCCACCCAUGCUGGGAUUAAUGGAAUGUGCUCCCAUACCUGGUAAUAAAGUGGGAUGGUUUUUUUGUUUUCUUUUGUUUUUUGUUUUGUUUUGUUUUUGAGACAGUGUUUCUCUGUGUAGCCCUGGCUGUUCUUUAGACCAGGCUGAAUCUCUGUAGAUUGAGAUCCACCUGUCUCUGCUUCCCAAGCAUAGGGAUUAAAGACAUGCACCACCACCACCCAGCUAUAAUGUGUAUUUUCAUUCAGAAGAACACAUAGUUUUCCAUUUCCCAUGAAGAUCAUGGCUCUCAUGUUUAACAUAGCCAUUGAAAUAUCCAUUUCAAAACUCUCUUAUUUUUAAAGAUCUGUGACAACUAAAUUCUUAAGUUUCUUGUUCAUGUAAAUCCUCUGUUCUUCAUUGUAAGGGUUUCUUAAGUCCAGUGCACUUUUGAAGUCUUCUUUCGUCUAUGUUUGAUCUGAAGAAUGAUGUGUACAUACUGUUUCAACUCAGUAACUUCCUUAGUUGUCCCUUUGGUCCCCAGCCAGCUUUGCACUGACUGCCCCAGUCUGUCAGCACAGCCUUUAACCUGGAACAUCCAAGGCAAGCUUGUAAGGGCUUCAACCGCUGGUCGUUCCUGUGAUUCUUGCGACUGUUUGAAAUUGUUUUAUUGUAAAUUUUAUUUAUUCUUAUGUUUAUGGUGUGUGUGUGUAUGUGUGUACAUGUGCCAAGGUGUACACAGAGAACACCUUGCAGGAGUUAAUUCUCUUCUUAUGCCUUGCUCAAUUCUGUGGACUGAACUGGAGUCCUCAGACUUGUGCAGGGAGUAUUUUAUUACUGAGCCAUCUCACCAGCCCUCAGAUUCUCUUUUCUAUGUUAAUUCCAUAGGCAGUGUCCUCAGAGAGACUCCAGCCUCUUCAUGCUAUAGCUCUUCCGCCCUGGCCACUAGGUUUAAGUUUUUCAUUUUCUCCCUUCUUUUUUCAAAAGCUGUGUUUUAUUAAUGCAUAUUAGUUACAUAUGUCAAUGGGUUUCAUUAUGACAUGUUCAUACACAUGUAUAAUACAUUCCAUCAUCUUCACCCCUAUGGCCCUCUCUCCUUCAGUCUUUUUGUUGAUGAUGAUGACGACCCAAGGAGUUUUCAUUGUGGUUGCAUGUAGGGAAUAGGUGAUGGAUUAUUUACAGGAACAUAGGCACAUUACCAGUGCCUGCAACCCUGAAGGAAACGUCUCCCUCCCUCAUCAGCCACUAGAUAGAUGCUCAGGGCAGGGUGUAACCUCAUGAGCCCCUCCCCCUCCACAAUGGGCUGUGGAUAGGCCUGACCUUAUAGAGACCAUGUGCAGAAUCACGGUGUGGUAACUGUGUCGAACACAUCACCACUUCUUGCGUUAUUUCCGCCCCCUGCUCUUCAGUGUUCUCAGAGUGGGUAGUGCAGGUGUCCCCUUACGCUGAGCACUCAGGAGUCGUGUCUCAUUACUGUGACCAUUGUGAGCUCUAAGGUCACUUCUGCCCACUACAGAAAUGAGUUUCUCUGACCAAAGCUGGCGGUAAGCCCUCACCCACGAGCACAAUAACAGUUUGCUGGCUUUUCAUUUUAGUGGAAACCUGCAGUUGCAAAGUUCUGUCUCCACCCGUGUGGCCCGUGAGCCUCAUGGUUUUACAUUUGCUAGUCUUGACUUCCCCGAUCUUACUUCCCAUUUUUUUCUUCAAAGGAGUUCACUGUGCCUGUUUUCAGUUUCUGUUUGCCUUUCGUUGGAUUCAAACAUAUAGAAACCUCUGAAUUUUCAUGCUGUCCUCACACAGGGGCCGCACUCCACUCUGUACUGUUCUGCUAUUAAUACACGUGCAGCAGAAGUGAGCACACGCCACAGAAUUUUAAAUAUUCUCUUGAGCCUGUAGAAUAAGUCACUUAAAACAUAGAGUUCUAAUUAACUUUGAAAGCUUGUAUCUAUCAGAAAUUUGUAGGAACUUGAAUGAAAAUCUUUAAGCUAUUUUUCCAGUUCUAGUGGGAAAUUUACAUUAAUGUGAUAGAUAUUUAUGUGAACCAAACCUACUUAAAUCCCAUCCUUAAAGAGAUAGAGAAGAUAGGUCGGGUUGAGAGACACUGACACAGCAUAGAGUCACACAUGGCUUCGGACAGUAUUGUUUCCGGUUCAUUGCUGCAUCCCAUCAUUUUUAUGACACUUAUGGGUUAGAUUAAACAGAACUUGGAAUUAGCUGUGGGCGUGGCUGACUGAGUGACUGGUCUCUCAAGCUACAUAUAAAGUAUGUAAGCAAUGACUGAAUUGUUAACGAUGCCUGAAUUGUGGAAGGAAAUAGUUGGUGGCUUUGAAUUUAACUUCAUGUGUAUUUAGAUGGCUUGAGCUGAAAGAUUUCUGUGUGCUUGCUACUCACGCUAUGGUACAAAGCCCAAUAUUUUCUGCCUUAUAGCUACAUGAGGUUUCCCAGUUUCAUUCGCUCGCUUUCAUCUUUACCCAGUAGCUCUUCACCUUUGCAUAUUAACUGGGAGGUUUGGGAAUGGUAGUUAUACUGUUAGUAAUUGACGUUUUAUCUCCUUACACACAGAGAAGCAUGCACUCACGCUCAUCCACACAAGUUGGGAGGAAAGAAACAGUACUUUCCCUCCUUUCCAUUCCCUUCUUCCUGAAUACACUAACAUUAGUUAUUUAGUUAUCUUGAAGUCUUAGGGUUUUUUUGACCAAAUAGGCUAACUGAACACCGAGGAAUCUCAAGUUUCCUGUCUAAUAAGUGAAAACAACAUUUUGAGACCUGAUUGCAUCUGAGUGCACAAUCAUUUCAUAACCACUACAUGCUUAUUCAUGAUUGUCAGGUAAUUGAUAAGGAAAAUCCUUACAGGAUGUCUGUGUACGCGCGCACGUGCUCAUGUGCACGGGGGUUUGAAAGCACUCUGUUUUGUUGAGCUCAGGUGUCCCCAAGAACAGGACUGUGGAAUGCCAGCCCUUGACUUCAAAUGCACUUUUAUGCUGAAUUUUUCUUGCUGUUCAAACUUUUACACUGAUAUGUAAAGUAAGUGCGUUUUUAUUCUCCUUAUCUUUAUUAGUAACAUUGGAAUGCAGCUAUUUCACACGUGAUACACUUGUUACUGUGCUCUGAGAUGUUUAAUUUUAAAAACUCGCACUUCUUAAAGCGGUGAAAUGAUGACCGGUGGGCCAGAGGGCCGCAUGAGCCAUCCUUUCAAUCAGGCAAGUAUCAUAGCAAAGGACCAAGUGGUUCAAAGAGAAAUGAGUGUCUUAGCUUAGCCUCCCCACUUGACGCUUGAGCUUAGUUCUGGAUGUCUUACCAUCCGUCUUUUUAUUGAGUGAGAUAAACUGAAAGGAAACCCAUAGCAUUUUUUAUUAUCUACAAGAAAGUGUAUGAAAAUGAACAUCCUGAAUUUAAAUCCAUAAGAUAGCUAAAAACUUUUGUCUGCUAGCUAUGUCAGAAUAGGUGGAAUCUUUAAAAUUCCCUGUAAAGCAAUGAAAAUAAAAGAAAAACACGACAGUAACCUCUACGUUUUGUUUUUCUGUAAACCCAGUUUUCCACUACAAGUAGAAGUCAGGCAUGGUAGCUCAUGCAUAUAGUCCCAAUACUUAAGUCACCAAGUGAGGCAGGGGAUUUAUGGAUUUGAGGCUAGCCUGGGUAUCUUGUAAGGCUGUUUCAAAUACAAUAAGAAACAAACACAAAAGCAGAAAGAACCAGGUUAAUUAAGCGCAACCUUUAAUAAUCUGGUUGGCUUCACAGUCCUGAAGCCAGGUUCCCUGUUUGGUUUCACUUCUAUAAAACAGAUACUUUCAUAUAAAUGGAAACAUUUUUUCCUCAAAGCAAUGAUUCAAAACAUGCUCCUUAUAUUAAGGAUUAUGUAACCACAUUUUUGUAAAUGCCCGCUGUGUAACUUUUUCCUAUUACGUGGUUCUUUUUCAAUUAAUUUGAUCUUCUGCUGGUAUAGGGGCCAAUAGAUCUGUGAAUAUUCUGUGGGUGUGUCCAUGUAUAAGUGUAUAUAUAAUGUAUAUAUUUUCCAGCUAAUACCUCAGAUGUGUGAUUGUUUAAUAAAUCCCAUACUGUUUGCACAGAGCAGGGCUUCCAUUAGCAGUAGGUAUUCUUAUUGCAAAAUUUGACCAUUAGUGAAGAGGAUUUCAGUGAUGUGAAACCUUUCAGUUGAUGUCCAUGUUUUAAUGCAGAUUCCCAGUUUAAGGCCCAUGCGUCAAGUAAAAUUGUAUCUUUCUGAGUCUGGUAACCCAGAAGUGGUCCUUGAAAUGUCCUAGUUUAGAAGUUAUUAAGACUCGGGGUGACUGCUUGCUGAAAUGUCUAGUAACUGCAUAGAGGCAACAGACACCUGAUGUAAGUGCCAGCAAGAUUCCGCUUAGCCCUCCAGCAGUACCGUGAACACUGGAAGGGACUUUUGAGUGACAUUACAUAGCCUUUUCACAUUACCUUCAGAAUGAAUUGGCAUUUAUGAUUUAUUUUUACUAAAAAGUGCUUUAUUUUUGGUCUUUAGGUUGCUAUGUGAAACUUUCCAUUUAAAGUUCUUGUUCAUUUGUUUGUUUGUUUGUUUGUUUGUUUAAGCUGCAGGUCAUUUCCAGGGUGUGAUAUAGAUUUUCAAGGUCUGGUGAGAUUUGAAUGGAAGCCUUGUGUUAGGAAAAUGAAGUACUAUUGAUAAAGGAGAUCUUCACAGUGCAUUCAAGAUCACAUAAUUAGGUUUAAAAAUGAAAGGUCUGAUUUGUAAAAAUUUAAUGUUCUAUCAGACUUAUCUAAGAUUUCCUGUGAGAACUUAAGCUGCUUUUGAUUUUUAAUGAAUGUUGUAAUGAAUGAUUUAUGAAUUUUUGUCUUUCAGUCUGUAAUUUAUCUCAACAUAUUAAUAAAAAGAAGGGAUGUUC